AACCAACGAACCCUUUUUCUGAGAGGAAAAAAACCAACGAACCCUUUUAAACCGCCACAAGUUCUUAACUUCUUAUUAGUCUCCCACUUUUCUACCCCUAUCUCCCGAUAAACACACAACAAUCACAUUCAUAUGUUAUUUCAUCAACAACAAAUAUCAAUGGAUUCUUCAUCCACACCUGUAAAUUGGGAGACACUCGACGCUCUCGUGAUCGAAUUCGCCAAAUCAGAGAACUUAAUCGAAGAUUCAUCACCUGUUUCGUCCCCAUCUUCUUCAUCCGCAUCGUCUUCAUCGUUAUCUUCCGUCUCAUCUUCUACUUAUCAAUCUCGCCUUCUCAUUCGACAAAUCAGACGCUUGAUUGUGCUCGGUGACAUUGAUUCUGCUAUUGAUCUUCUCCGAGUUCACGCUCCCUUCAUACUUGAUGAUCAUCGUCUUCUCUUCCUCUUACACAAACAGAAAUUUAUUGAGCUGUUGAGGAAAGGAACUACGGAGGAUCGAGCAGCGGCUAUGAGUUGCUUGCGGACAGGACUAGCUCCUUGCGCACUUGAUGCAUAUCCUGAAGCAUAUGAAGAAUUUAAACAUGUCCUGUUGGCCUUUAUUUAUGACAAGAAUGAUAAGACGUCUCCUGUGGCUGAUGAGUGGUCUGAAAAGAAGAGAUUCGACAUUGCUGGAUUAAUGUCUUCUGUUUUAAGAGCACAGCUGCAUGCAUACGACCCCGUUUUCUCUAUGGCAGUGAGAUACCUAAUAAGCAUACACAAAGGAUUUUGCUUGCGUCAAGGAAUUUCAUCACCCAUUUCAGAUCUCACUGAGAGGUUACUUCUAGAGGAACGCGAUCCAGCUGCUAAACCGCAGGAGAGUUUGUAUGAAGCCCCUCCAUUUGAUGAGGUCGAUGUACAAGCACUUGCACAUGCUGUAGAGCUUACAAGACAAGGGGCGGUUGAUAGCUUGAGGUUUGCCAAGGGUGACUUGGUCCAAGCAUUCCAGAAUGAAUUAUGCCGGAUGAAAUUGGAUGUUACCGUUCUCGAUGACCUUGUCCAUGAGUAUUGUAUAUAUAGGGGAAUUGUUGAUUCUAGCUAUGCAUAUGCACAAGAAGUGCAGUUAUUGUCUGGACCACCGAAAAGUAAUUUGCCGGAGGCUGGAUGUUUAUCAGGGAUUUCAUCUGAUAUUGAAUGUGGAAGUAUCAAACAGGGUGCUGAGAUCUCGGGUGAUAUCUCUCAGCUAGCAUUUUCUAUUGAAGCAGAUGCAGAUAUGAUUUGCCCACAGACUAUUGACACUGAAGAUCGAUAUCCGUAUGAAACCACAAGCAACCACGAAGACUGUAGUACAAGUGGAACAAAUCAGACUGGAAUGUCAAAGGUCUUGCAAAGAAAUAGAGGGAAGGGGAUUGCAAAGAGGAAUAAACGCAAGCGUUGGAGAGGGAGACAGGAGGAUAUUGAGAUCACUCCUGAAGUAAUAAGUGGAGGUUGCAAGCAAGAUUUUAGCACCGUUAUGGCUCCUUCCAGCCCUUAUACGUCGAAGCUAAAGCAGGAGAAAUCAUUUGCAUUAGAUUCGGCAAGCAAUUUGGAAAGUAGGUAUGAGAUUGUGCUCAGACUGAAGGAAUUAGCAAGCAAAGGAAUGGCUGCCGAGGUCGUGGAAGAAAUAAAUGUUAUAGAUCCUAACUUUUUUGCACAAAAUUCCCUUUUGUUAUUCCAACUAAAGCAGCUUGAAUUUCUGAAGCUGGUGAGAACUGGUGAUCAUUCUAGUGCGCUCAAGAUUGCUUCUACUACGUUAGGCCCUUUGGGAGCUAGAGAUCCGACUUUGCUAAAACCGUUGAAGGAGACUUUGAUGACUUUACUCAGACCUAAUGAAAUGAUAUCAGGAGAUGAUUCGGCGCUGUAUGCUAUUGCAACUUCACUCCAGGUUGCCAUUGGUAGAAGGCUUGGUAUUGAAGAACCACGGCUUAUGAAGAUCCUAAGGACAACACUUCACACGCAUAAUGAGUGGUUUAAACUUCAAAUGUGUAAAGAUGUAUUCGAAGGUCUUCUUAGAAUCGAUUCACUUAAAGACAUUAGUAGUACCUCUUUGCUUGCUGAUUCUGCUUCCAAGGCAAUUGCAGAUACUUGCGCUCGUGACUCGUCCCAGGUUACAGUAUCAUCAAGUAUGACGAAGGAGGAUAGCAAUAGCCCAGCGCAAGUAUCAUCCAAAGAUGUUUUAUGUGAAGAAAGUGCAAUAAUUAAAGUAAUGGAAUUUCUUGCUUUGCCAAGGGCAGAUGCCAUCCACCUUUUAGUUCAGUACAACGGAAAUGCAGAGACUGUCAUUCAGCAGAUAUUUUCAUAGCUUUGGAUAUCUAUUGCGGCAAAACAGCAGUUUUAGUUUAUUUUUCAGAAUAUUAGAUUAUUUGAUUGGGCAAUAGUCAUUUUGUAAAUUUUCUAGGGAUAUGUUUUCUUCGUAUAGGAAGAUCUUUGCAAGUGCGAUACAGGCUGUAUGAAUGUGGUGAUUGCUAUUUUUGUGGCAUGUCCUUUUUUUCCAUUUUAUUUACAGUACUUGCAAAUAUAAUAAGAACGGACAUGGGAUAAUAUUCGCUGGGGU
This is a messenger RNA of Daucus carota subsp. sativus, 2568 nucleotides long. RefSeq lists its product as uncharacterized. The transcript is spliced from 12 exons. The coding region runs from base 133 to 2316 and encodes 727 amino acids. Gene Ontology annotation, cellular component: nucleus; cytoplasm. The record is from RefSeq and is a predicted model, not a curated record. Lineage: Eukaryota; Viridiplantae; Streptophyta; Magnoliopsida; Apiales; Apiaceae. Gene Ontology annotation, biological process: proteasome-mediated ubiquitin-dependent protein catabolic process.